Molecule: messenger RNA, 650 nt
Organism: Caenorhabditis angaria
Lineage: Eukaryota; Metazoa; Nematoda; Chromadorea; Rhabditida; Rhabditidae
Source: the annotation of a GenBank genome assembly
AUGAUACAAAUUCUCAUAGUCUGCGUGUGAGUUGAAUUUAACAAUGAGUCAAUACGAUCAUAAGAUUCAAUUUACAGUCCACUUUUGAUUGCAUCGUCAAUAGCUUUAUGUAAAGGAAAACCGAAACCAGCGUCACCAACAGGGCCUCCAGGUGGAGUAGCAACUCCAGCUCCAGUAUCUGUCAAACCAGCAACAACAGCAGCAUCAGAACCGGAAAAAGCAAAGCCUGAACCAGCUGAGGAACCGAAAAAAGAGGAAGCGAAGAAAGAAGAGGAAAAGAAAGAUGAAAGAGAAAAAUCGAAGGAUGAAAAACAGGAGGAUACUUUUGAUAAACUUCAACCAAGAGCACAGGAAACUAAAAGAAAGGAUGAGGUUUGUUGCAAAUUGGUUUUUUUUUGAGAAAAUAAAUAUUAUUCUUUCAGAUUAAGGGAAAGAAGGCUGAAAAUAAAGGAGAUUAUAAAACUUGGAACAAACUUAUUGAAAAUAGUGAAUUUAAUAAGACUUUGAGUGAGAAAGAUGAUAAGAAAAAGGAUGAUAAAAAGAAGGAUGAAAAGAAAGAGGAAAAGAAAAAGGAUGACAAAUCGGAUGAUAAAAAGAAGGAUGAAAAGAAGGAUGAGAAGAAAGAGGAAAAGAAAGAGGAGAAAAAAUGA